AUGCCGCAAGUAAUCCGGCCCGAAACUGUGGAGGAUAAGGCUAGUGAGGACGCCAACAGCUUCUUAGAGGAAGCCCGACGCUCUGUAAAUUUUGUCUUUACACCAUUCGUAGUGCUUCCUGGCGAUGACGUCACAACAACAGUCACAAAAACUACCCGUCGUGUCAAACUUGGUGCUGGGCUAAAGCAAUUACACGACGAGCGAAUUGUUUGCACAAACGCUGGUGUUUUGCGCUAUCGACCGUCUAAUCGUUACUGGAUCGACUACAACUACAAGCGCUACACCGUCUCGAUGGAUGACAAUGUUAUUGGCAUUGUGACUGACCGCAAUGCUGAUUUCUAUCGUGUGAACAUUGGAGCAGCUGCUUGUGCAACAUUAGGUACACUUGCAUUUGAUGGUGCAACAAAACGAAAUCGCCCGAGCCUUCGUCUGGGAUCUCUUGUGUAUGCUCGUGUGAGCAAGUCCAAUCCGAACGUGGAACCUGAAAUUACAUGCGAAGCUCCUCCAAGUGUUACGAAGAAGGAUUGGAUGACUGGACUGGCUAUUUACGGCGAGUUAAACGACGGUCACGUAUUUAAGACAUCGAUUGGCCUGGCAAAGUCUCUUUUGCGAGAAGACUGCCAGGUUUUAGCGUCUUUAGGCAUGAAGCUUGCUUUUGAGUUAGCUAUUGGCGUCAAUGGUGUCGUGUGGGUCAAUGCCAAGACAACAAAGAAUAUCACGAUCAUUUCUAAUGCCAUUUUGAACUCCGAGACGAUGUCUCCUGGCCACAUUGAUGCCAUGGUGUCGCGACUUGUAGAAGAUGCCACUGAAUCUUGA
Molecule: messenger RNA, 816 nt
Organism: Plasmopara halstedii
Lineage: Eukaryota; Oomycota; Peronosporomycetes; Peronosporales; Peronosporaceae
Product: exosome complex exonuclease
Exons: 5
Coding region: 1-816 (271 amino acids)
Biological process (GO): U4 snRNA 3'-end processing; TRAMP-dependent tRNA surveillance pathway; nuclear polyadenylation-dependent rRNA catabolic process
Cellular component (GO): cytoplasmic exosome (RNase complex); nuclear exosome (RNase complex)
Molecular function (GO): RNA binding
Source: RefSeq, a predicted model, not a curated record